Molecule: messenger RNA, 5939 nt
Organism: Rhineura floridana
Lineage: Eukaryota; Metazoa; Chordata; Lepidosauria; Squamata; Rhineuridae
Gene: MTSS1
Product: MTSS I-BAR domain containing 1
Exons: 16
Coding region: 1020-3398 (792 amino acids)
Biological process (GO): adherens junction maintenance; positive regulation of actin filament bundle assembly; plasma membrane organization
Cellular component (GO): cytoplasmic side of plasma membrane; actin cytoskeleton
Molecular function (GO): phospholipid binding; actin binding
Source: RefSeq, a predicted model, not a curated record
CUCGUGACGCGCCUUCCCGGGGAAGGAAGGUUCCCAGCGCGCGCAGCCUUACCGCGGUGCAGUAGGACGGCGGAGGAGAGAGCGAGAGAGUUGUAGUGGAGGCAGCCGCUAAGCUUGAGCGGGGAGGGGAUUGCAAGCCGAGGAGUCGGCACGCCGGAAGGCAUUUGGGGAAGGGGCUCUCUUUGUUUUGAUUCGGCAGCUGUCGUAGAUUCCUACCUUUCACUAUUAUUAUUUGGUCCAAAAAGCAGCAGAUCUGCUGCAUGUGAAUAGAAGCACUGGUGUUAACUUCCUUCUCGGCUUCUCCUUCUGUGCCUUUCAGUGCAGUAAAUAGACUUUUUGUCGGGGGGAAGGAGGAGGAUCGUUUGAUACAUAUUUUUUUAAUUUUGGAAGGCGGGUUGUUUUUAAUUUGAACGUUUUUUCUUUCGUUUUGGCUUACGAGAAACAGACCUAGUGAUUUAUUUAUUUAUUUUGGUCAAAUUGGAUCUGCAGCUGUUCCAAUGAAGAGCUGGUCGCGGGGGGAGGGGGCCGUUGUCGGAGGCAGCUGAGUAGGAUCUUCUGCAGCCGAUGCCUUUUUGAGCGACUCGCCCUCUCGCCAGCCUCGAUCCGAUUCCUACUUGUUGUGUGGGCAUGAGCCAGAAUGGAAAGCGAUGGACCUUGUUGCUAUCCUUGUGUGGGGGGGAUAGAAACGUCUUGAUUUCUUUUUUUCCCAUCCGUGGGACUUUAUUUUCGAGGUCACGUUGCUGUAGGGGCUGCAUGUAAGCGGCGGGAGAAAGCGUUGGGAAGGUUAAAAAAUAUAAGGGGGAAAAAGAUAAGUAGGUCCUGGCUCUGCUGCUUUUUAGAUUGAAUUCUUCUAUUUUAUUUUAUUUUGCAAAAUCUCAGAUUUUUUAGUGUGGGUUCCUCACCCCCCGCAGGGUAGAACUGAAGUAAGCAAGAAUUUUUUUGUGGGGGGGAGGCGCGCGCGGACGGGUUGUAAAACCGCAGCAGUUUCUUCGGUGUUCUCCUUGAUCUGGUCGAAAAAAAUGGAGGCUGUGAUAGAGAAGGAGUGUAGCGCACUGGGAGGACUCUUCCAGACCACCAUCAGCGACAUGAAGGGAAGCUAUCCAGUUUGGGAAGAUUUCAUAAACAAAGCCGGGAAACUGCAGUCUCAGCUUAGGACGACAGUAGUAGCAGCAGCUGCGUUCUUGGAUGCCUUUCAGAAAGUGGCUGACAUGGCGACCAACACACGUGGUGCUACCAGAGAAAUUGGCUCUGCUCUGACGAGAAUGUGCAUGAGGCACAGAAGCAUUGAGUCCAAACUCAGGCAGUUCUCAAGUGCUUUAAUUGACUGUCUGAUCAACCCACUUCAAGAGCAGAUGGAAGAGUGGAAGAAAGUAGCCAAUCAACUGGAUAAAGAUCAUGCAAAAGAAUACAAAAAAGCCCGCCAGGAAAUUAAAAAGAAAUCUUCAGACACCCUGAAACUACAGAAGAAAGCAAAGAAAGCUGAGGCGCUGGGUAGAGGAGACAUCCAGCCUCAGCUAGACAGCGCAUUACAGGAUGUGAACGAUAAAUACCUACUUCUUGAAGAAACAGAGAAACAGGCUGUUAGAAAAGCCCUAAUUGAGGAACGUGGGAGAUUCUGCUCAUUCAUUUCUAUGCUGCGGCCUGUGAUUGAAGAAGAAAUAUCGAUGCUGGGAGAAAUAACGCAUCUACAGACCAUAUCAGAAGAUCUGAAAAGCCUCACCAUGGACCCUCACAAGCUGCCACCAUCAAGUGAACAGGUCAUUCUAGAUUUGAAAGGCUCUGAUUAUGGCUGGUCUUAUCAGACUCCUCCAUCUUCGCCCAGUACCACCAUGUCCAGAAAAUCCAGUGUGUGCAGCAGUCUGAACAGUGUAAACAGUAGUGACUCCCGGUCAAGCGGCUCACACUCUCACUCACCCAGUUCACACUAUCGCUAUCGCAGCUCCAAUCUGCCUCAGCAAGCACCGAUGAGGCUUUCUAGCGUGUCCUCGCAUGACUCCGGGUUCAUGUCCCAGGAUGCUUUUCAGUCCAAGUCGCCAUCUCCGAUGCCUCCAGAGGCCCUUAACCAGAAUUCGUCCAGCUCAGCCUCCUCGGAAGCCUCUGAAACCUGCCAGUCAGUGAGCGAGUGCAGCUCCCCCACCUCAGUCAGCUCAGGCUCCACCAUGGGGGCUUGGGCCUCCACAGAGAAGUUGUCUAAUGGGUAUUAUCACUGUAGUUUGUCAAGUGGCCCAUCCUUAGCCUCAGUUGGUGCAGGCCCUUCCCCUCAUUUCCCGUCUGUCUCCCACGCAUGGACCCGGGCUUCUUCCUCUACCCUCCUUCCAGACUGCGUUCAUUAUUACACCAUUGGGCCAGGCAUGUUACCAUCAUCUAAGAUCCCUAGUUGGAAGGAUUGGGCUAAGCCAGGUCCUUAUGACCAGCCCUUGGUAAAUACUUUGCAACGCCGCAAAGAAAAACGAGAAGCAGAUCCCGCUGGGGGAACACAGAGUGGACCACCUCUGCCCAUGGAGGAAGCUCAAAGGCCCCGAAGCAUGACUGUGUCGGCCACCCCGAGGCAAGGAGAGGAGAUGGAGGCGUGUGAAGAGCUGGCUCUUGCUCUAACCCGAGGGCUACCACUAGACACCCAGAGAAGCAGCCGGGAUUCUUUGCAGUGUUCCAGUGGCUACAGCACCCAAACAACCACACCUUGCUGUUCAGAGGAUACCAUCCCCUCUCAAGUUUCAGACUAUGACUACUUCUCUGUCAGUGGUGACCAAGACCAAGAGCAGCAAGAGUUUGACAAGUCUUCAACUAUUCCGAGAAACAGUGACAUCAGCCAGUCAUACCGCCGAAUGUUCCAUGCCAAGCGUCCUGCUUCCACUGCAGGCCUCCCGACUACGCUUGGGCCUGUGCUAGUUACGCCUGGUGUAGCGACUAUCCGACGGACGCCUUCUACCAAGCCGACGGUGAGACGUGGGACCAUAGGGGCGGGGCCGAUACCCAUUAAGACGCCUGUGAUUCCGGUCAAAACACCAACCGUUCCAGAUGUGCCCGGGGGACUGCCGAGUGUGCCAAGUGGGUCUGAAGAAAGCCCUGAGCAAAGUCCUGAGGCUGGAGGUGGCAACCCAGUGGGCAUCAGUACAUCCUCAUCGUGGAGCGCUCAAGCAUCCAACAACCCUCCCUCUGCUAGCCAGAAGUCGAGCACAGGAGAGGAGCAGAGACAGGCAGCUGCCAAACGGGAAGCAGAGGCAAGCCAGAGGGAGAGCCCCAGCAUGGCUGCCCCCCCAUGUCAGCCAGUGCCUCAGUUGGAGGACCAGAAUCUCGGGGAGGCCCCACAAGGUGAAGACAUGCUGAAUGCCAUUCGCAGGGGCGUUAAGCUGAAGAAGACCACCACGAACGAUCGGUCAGCACCUCGCAUUUCCUAGACGUUGAACCACUGCCAGUUACCAACUUUACAGAGACUGAACUACCUGAUGAAAUCUGUACAAUCAAGAUUUGUAGGAUGCUCUUUAAUGAGAGCUGGAAUGUCCUUUAAAAUGGAGGGCGGGGGGAGGGAACCUGCAAACUAAAAUGCUUAAGGCGCAGCCUCUUCCUGACCUUUUUUUUUUUUUUUUGGUAAAUUCUGCUGAUUAUUUUUUCUGCACAUUUUUAAUCUGAGUUUCCCUUUCAGUUUUUUUCUGAAGGUGCCAAAUCCCAUGUAACUUUUUUAUAACUUUGUAAAAAAAAAAAAAAAAAAAAAAGUUUUACAUGAAUAUGGGGAAGAUAACAAUAAAUGUCAAGUAGUUUAACCUUCAGCAAAGAGAGUGGUUGUAAUGCAUUCUCUCUCUCACAUGCUUUUUGUAAAGCACCUUGUAAUAACAAGGGUGCAAAAACCAGCUUUUAUUUUAAUGGAUAAAGGACAUGGCAAAAAAAAGGUCCUCACUGAAGUACAGUGAAUUGUUUUUAUGUUUGAAAAGCAGGAAACAGCAGCUGAUUGAUUAAAGCAAUAUAUAUAGCGGAAGAGCGAGUGAGCUUGUAAUUGGUUAGAGUCUUUAGGGGUUAGGAAAAGGGACUUAACUGUUGCACAAAAGUAGCCUAGCAGUAGCUUCAUGGUAAAUGCGUCUGAAUAAGCCAUAUUGGAUUGCAGUGUUUGUUUUUGUAGGACGUUUGAAGACUUUUGGGGUGCUGCCCACUAGGAACUUCUCCUGUGUUAGCCCCAAGAACUUUUGUUGGGGCUGUUAUAAGAUCUCCUGCCCAGGAAAACCCUAUGCGGACUGUUCCUUUUCUUUUAAAAAAAUUGUAAUUUUAUUUUAUUUGUUUCCUUGUCUUCAGGACUGCACAAGCAACAUCUUUUGUUUAUUCAUGCCACCUUAAGCCAGGUUAGACUUCAAACUUUUUGGUUUUCUCCCUUCACUUUCUGUUUGUUUGCUUUAAAAAAAAAAAAAAAAGUACAGGAACAAAGUUUAAGAAGUGAAGACAGAAAGAAAUGUAUAAACAUUGUUUUAAAAGGAAAUUACCAGGGAGUUCUUAGUUAAAACUUUGUAUCUUUUACUGGCUAUGCCCAGCAGGCUGGGCAGCUUAACAAACAGGAAAAGCCCCCCCUACUUUUGAUGAAACAGCUCAGAAAUCUGAUGGGCAACCAGCUGAGAAUUACAGUAAAAUGACAAACAUUUAUUUUAAGGGGCCUGGUUUUCUUCUCAAGUGACAUCUUGGGCUCGGUUUUCCUAAAUACUAAAAUAUUUUGGGAAUGGGGGAGGGAUUGGGAACACAGUUUUGAUUUUAUUUAUUACAGGGGGAGGAGGUUGACCUUUUUUCUUUUUAAUUCUUCCUAGCAACGUGUUUGGGGCAAACUGUUAAUAAAUUUAUAGAUGGGGUUUUCUUUUCUUAAAAUGAGAAUUGCUGUGAUUAUAAUCCGUUUUAUGGGGUCAGUAGAAACGUGCAUUUACUCAGGCACCACAGGUGUUGCAGUUUUGUGGUUUUUUAAACAUUCUGCAGUCUAAUUGGAGGCCAUCUGCCUUACCUCUAUAUGGGCAAUGCAAGCAGAAUAAUAGGUAACGGACCUGUGUAUUUGUGGUUGUGAAGAAACAGCACCUAGUUGGAGCGGCCAGGUCAGGUGUGUACGCACAAUCUACUCCUCCACAGACAUUCUUGAGGCUCCUGUUGGCUGCCGUCUUGCCUACAUAACCUCUUAUGCUUUAAAUACAUAACUGCAUUGGAUGUGAGACGUAUUGUAAAACUGUUAGUCACUGUGUUCUAUAUACAUUUACACUGCUGUGGUUGCUUAACACUUUUUUAUGUUAUGGCUUCAGAAGCAAAAAAAAAGCAUGAUCCUUAAUAAGCUCUCCUUCUUUGGAAAAACGAGCUCCUUACAGAAUCUUUUCCUUAACUAAACUCUAAAGAAAAAAAGCCCACAAUCAUUGAUAAAAAGGAAGCGGGCGGUCAAGAUCAUUUCCUGGCAAGCUUCAUGUUGAAAUAUGCCAGUUGCUUUGUAAGGGCUCAGUUGUGCUCUUGUAUAAUUCCCAUUGGUUUCAGUGGGGCUUGUGGUGGAGAAAUACCUGAUAGAUUGCAUCCGAAAUGUAUGUUUAUGAAACCUUUUUUUUGGAUGUAGCUGUACUCAAGUAGUGCAGCCUCCCUUUAGUUCUUUAAACACUAGAACUUACUCUCAGUUAAAAUUUUAUUAUUAAACUGUUGCCAAAAUUAAGCAUUAGGGUGUAACAAACCACUUUGUUUUGUUGGGUUUAAAAAUUUUUUUGUGUGUGUUUCUUGCCUAUUGUAAAAGCAGAGUCACCAUUUUUUAAAGGAAAGAUGUUUCUAAUGGUAAGCUACUGUGGUUUAGUUGCUAGUUUGUACUGAGAGUUGACCUCUCCCCUCAUGCAGCGUUUUUGUUCUGACCUGCUAUAAAUAAAAAAAAUGCUGUUGAUUGUGUUGCCCUUCUACAUUGUAAUGAUUGCUUCAGCCUAUAUUAUAAAUAAAGACCUGCUAAUAAA